This is a messenger RNA of Sorex araneus (European shrew), 2382 nucleotides long. RefSeq names its product family with sequence similarity 83 member D (gene SACK1D). The record is from RefSeq and is a predicted model, not a curated record. The transcript has 4 exons. NCBI's taxonomy places the organism in Eukaryota, Metazoa, Chordata, Mammalia, Eulipotyphla, Soricidae. The coding region runs from base 3 to 1748 and encodes 581 amino acids. Gene Ontology annotation, biological process: regulation of ERK1 and ERK2 cascade; positive regulation of cell cycle G1/S phase transition; regulation of TOR signaling. Gene Ontology annotation, cellular component: mitotic spindle pole; cytosol.
CCAUGGCCCUGCUCCCCGAGCGCCUGGACGACCUGCCCGCCGCCUGCCUGUCGCCGUGCGGGCCGCCCAACCCCGCCGAGCUGUACAGCGAGGCGCAGCGCCUGGCGCUGGAGGAGCUGCUGGCGGGCGGCGCCGACGCCUUCGCCGCCUUCCUGCGGCGCGAGCGCCUGGGCCGCUUCCUGAACCCCGACGAGGUGCGGGCCAUCCUGCGCGCUGCCCAGCGGCCCGGCCAGGACGGCGCGGCCGCGGCGGCGGGCGCCGAGGACUCGUUCGGCUCCUCGCACGACUGCUCGUCCGGCACCUACUUCCCCGAGCUGUCGGACGUGGAGCCGCCGCCGCUGGAGCUCGGCUGGCCCUCCUUCUACCAGGGCGCCUACCGCGGCGCCACGCGCGUCCACGCGCACUUCCAGCCCCGCGGCGCGGGCGCCGGCGGCCCCUACGGCUGCAAGGACGCGCUGCGCCAGCAGCUGCGCUCGGCGCGCGAGGUCAUCGCGGUGGUGAUGGAUGUUUUCACCGACAUCGACAUCUUCCGAGACCUGCAGGACAUCAGCCGGAGACAGGGCGUCGCCGUGUACAUCCUUCUGGACCAGGCUCUGCUCUCUCAGUUUUUGGAGAUGUGCAUGGACCUGAAAGUGCACCCCGAGCAGGAAAAGCUGAUGACGGUUCGGACUAUUACCGGAAAUAUCUACUAUGCCAGGUCAGGAACGAAAAUUGUCGGGAAGGUUCAUGAGAAGUUCACACUGAUCGAUGGCAUCCGAGUGGCCACAGGCUCCUACAGUUUCACCUGGACGGACGGCAAGCUCAACAGCAGUAACCUGGUGGUCCUCUCCGGCCAAGUGGUGGAGCACUUCGACCUGGAGUUCCGAAUCCUGUACGCACAGUCCAAGCCCAUCAGUGCCAAACUCCUGUCCAGCUUCCGCAUCAGCGGCAAGUUUGACCACCUGGUGGACUGGAAGCCGCUGCCCCGGGAGCCCACCCUGGGGAACCUGCUGCGCCUGCGGCUGGCCCGGCUCUCCAGCACCCCCCGGAAGGCCGAGCCCGAGGAGGGGGCGGUCCCCCGCGCCGGGCGCCGCGACUCCGAGGCCUCCACCAUCAGCGACGAGGACUACCUCAGCAGCCACCGGGACGAGCCCGCAGGUGCGCAGGUGGCCAGUGUGGCCACCCAGACAGAGCCCAGCGCGGAGCUGCCGGCCAGGGUGCGCGACGCCGCCACGCAGAGCUGCCCGGACACAGCGUGCGCAGGCACCCAGGCCUCGGCCAGCACUCGGGCCACCGGCUGCCAGACGGCGCUCUGGUCCAGGGCGGCGGCCACCCAGACGGACGCCGCCACCGAUGGGUCACCCCGGGCAGCCUCAUCUAAGGAAAGCUCCCCGGUGUCCAGGAUGUCCGUGUCACGGUCGUCCAGCCUGCGGUCCUCGUCCUCGCUCUCCUCCCAGGGCUCCGUGGCGAGCUCCCUGGGCUCCCAGACGUCCCUCCGCGCCACGGACUUGGUCACCCCCGGACACGCCAAGUUCCGGGGCAGCCCCGCCUUGGACCUGUGCCUCCGAGACUCCUUCCGAAACCUGAACAAGGAGCGGCAGCUCCACCUGGCCGGGCUGCGGUCCCGCCUCAACCACAUGCUGGCCCUGCUGUCCCGGCGGGCGUGCUUCACCGACAACUACCUCGGCCUGCACCCGGCCAGCGGCUCGCGGGCCACCGUGAACCUGCUGACCAUUCGCGACAUCCCGCUAUACCCAUCCUAUCAGUGACCACCAAGCCCGGCCCGGUCGGUUUCACCUGCGACAGUCACCCUGCCUUUUUCUCUGAAUCCUGUAACCCACAGGGGAUUUUGCACGCUGUUGUGUCUUGUUUUUGUCACGUAUUAUCCACACGUAGGCUUUAUGAUUUGAACACUACAGAUAGGGUGUCUUUACCCAAUUUUUUUUUUACUAUUGCUAUAUCUGAAAGAGCACUUUGGGCUGUGUGCAGGUUAAUUCAGGUACGGGAUAGAGGAUAGAUUAUGUGUUUUCUCCUUUUCUGGAUUCCUAUGGUUUCCUGUUUUAGAGGGUUGGAUCACUAGUGUUUAUGAUCAACAUUCUGUUUUGAGAUAAACAGAAAAGCAAAACAAAACACACAGAAUCGACAACUGAAUGGUCGUUAUGAGGGUGGGUGGCAGGUAAAAUGGACGGAUGGGGGAGCAUGGAUGGCGGGGGCUGAAGAGACGUGGGGGUGCUCAGAAUGUGGGUCAUACAGGGUUAAAGUCACUGGUCAAAGCCAAACCCCCAAAAGGACUUUGGCGGUGUUGUGCACUACUGUUACCUUAAAAAAAUAAAAGGAAAGAAAAAAGAAAGAAAGAAAAAGAAGAAGAAGCCUGUUUAGGAAAGACCUUUUAAAUUGUCUGUC